AUGGAGAGUUCCGAAUCAGACGAUUUGGUGAAUGAGAUAGUGGGGAAGUAUAAGGACCUCAACCAGCGCUACCAGACGAAAUGCAAGCAGUAUAACGACGAGUUUGAGGCCCGCGGCCACUAUCAGGAGAGAGCCAGGGAGGCACAGAAGUGGCUCACCGAGUUUGAACACCACACGGACGCCAACUGCUUUGCCUUCGCCAUCAUCGACGGCGACGGCGCCGUGUUCCGUGAGGACCUCAUCGCGCGGGGCGAAGACGGGGGCACGCUGGCGGCGCACCAGCUGCGCACGUCGAUCAAGCAGUACCUCAAGCGCGAGCACCCAGACUCCAACGUCGAGAGCUGGCACAUCAUCGUGCAGGUGUCGCUGAACCUGGGAGGGGCAGUCGCGCAAGCUCGACCGCGUCGGGCUCAGUUGCCGGCAUUCGCACAUGCCUUCGGCCGCGCCCACGGGCUCUUCGCCCUCGUCGAUGUCGGCUUCGGCAAGAAGCAGGCCGACUUCAAGGUGCGCGAGAUGCUGCGCGUCAUGGCCAAGAACGUCCAGUGCAAGCAUGUUAUUGUUGGCCCCUGUCACGACAAGGGUUAUAUGGUUGAGCUCAAGCCCUACCAGCUCGACGAGGCCGCGGCCGCCAAGCUCACCCUGCUCGAGACCACGCCCGUGCCGUUUGAGUUUCAAGAACUGGGCUUCAAGAUCGUUGCGUUUCCUGAGGUUUUCAGGUCUGAGCCCCUGCCCGCGGGCAAGGCUCCCCUCGGUGGGAUUUCGAACCUGAGGACGCUGUCCCCGAACGCGCCUACGCAGAGCCCUACGCCCGCAGACCUACCAAACACACCACCGGGCUGGAGCGCCGUCAGCAUCAGCCUGCACAACGAGCGCGUCGACGAGCCGCUCCAGCGCUACGACGGGAUCUACGACCAGCGGUUCUCUGACCGCAUGCGCAAGGAGGGGAGAAAGCCAUGCAACCGGUACCACCUGCACAACAAGUGCGACAACCCGAGCUGCGCCUACUACCACGGCGAGCGGCUGUGCAGCGGCGAGCUGCUCGUGCUGCAGCACAAGGCGCACGGCACCAUGUGUUUUAAACAGCAGUGGUGUAAGGAUGUUAACUGCCUGCUGGGCCACCACUGCAAGUUUGGCGACAAGUGCAGGUGGGAUUGCAAGUUUGGGGCGACGCAUGAUAUGAAGCUGACUCCUGCCGAGAAGGUCUUUGAAGAUGGGUCGCGAGUGAGCUUAUAA
Anthostomella pinea is the source of this 1233-nucleotide messenger RNA. NCBI's taxonomy places the organism in Eukaryota, Fungi, Ascomycota, Sordariomycetes, Xylariales, Xylariaceae. The record is from the annotation of a GenBank genome assembly.